Molecule: messenger RNA, 830 nt
Organism: Phragmites australis (common reed)
Lineage: Eukaryota; Viridiplantae; Streptophyta; Magnoliopsida; Poales; Poaceae
Product: probable gamma-secretase subunit PEN-2
Exons: 3
Coding region: 244-711 (155 amino acids)
Cellular component (GO): gamma-secretase complex
Source: RefSeq, a predicted model, not a curated record
GCCGGUCCACCCUGCGGCCGGCCGGAUCUUUGCCUAGCGCCAGACCUCGUGCCAUCGGCGGGCGCUGGAGGGUGAGCAACUCGCACUGUGCCAACCCUUGCGUCGCCGUUGCCGGAGAAGUGGAGGAGACACACCGGCGGGAAGGGAAGAGCGAGACUCGUCCGCGCACGUGAUCGGAAAACCUGAAAAAGGGUAACUGGGGUACCAAGCAACAACGACACAAAAGAAAAGGAAAAGCCAGCAAUGGAGGCGAGGGUUGCAGGAGUGCCCGAAGACGAGGAGUCCGGCCUCCUCCCCCGUCCGUCCGCCGCCGGCCGCCGUCCAUCCUCCGGCGCCCCCCGCUUCCGGCCUCCGCCGGCGGUCUGGGCGACGGUGGACGGCCCCCUGGGGCUGCCGCUGGAGGAGGCGGAGGGCCACGCUCGGCGCUUCUUCCUGUGGGGGUUUGCGUGCCUCCCCUUCCUCUGGGCCAUCAACUGCUGCUACUUUUGGCCCGUCCUCCGCUCCCCGGCCGGCUCCUCCCCCGCCGCCUUCGCCCCCAUCCGCCCCUAUGUUGUGCGAUCCGCGAUUGGCUUUACCGCCUUCUCUGUGGUUCUGAUCACCUGGGCCACGACUUUUAUUGUUGGAGGUGAGCGAUUGUUCGGACCAGUGUGGAAUGAUCUGGUAAUGUACAAUGUCGCUGACAAGCUUGGCAUCUCUGGAUUCAUGGGAUAGCCCCAAUGUAUUCCUUACUUUGAGCGGAGUUGCUCUGAUCAUUUUAUUGUCUCACUGGUACUCCAAUAUGCUUUCCUCUGGAAAAGCUAGUUUCAUCCUCCUGGGGACUGAAAAAGUCA